CUCCGCAGCCUCCGCCUCCCCCGCCCAGCCUGGGAGCUCCCGGGCAGCCUGGCGGUGGCAGCGGGGUGGUGGAGGUGUACAGUGCCCCUGCUCCCAUGGCAGCAUCCAGCACCGUGGAGAUCCAGACCCUGGGCAUGCAGCCCUACCCACCCAUGGAGGUACCAAGCCAGUGUGUGGAAAGCCCUGUGUACCCCUCUCCCCCUGUGUACAGCCCUGGAAAGCAGGGGUUCAAGGCCAAGAGCACCAGUGCUCCCACCCCCCUGAGCAGUGCAGGAGGAGGCUCUGUGGUUGGCUUUGAUUCCCCUGCUGCUGCCAAAACUCGCCGCUGCAAGAAUGAGAGUGGGCUGCAGGAAGGCAAACCCAAGUCCCCCAAGUUGAAAUGCACAUACUGUGACAAGGCCUUUACCAAGAACUUCGACCUGCAGCAGCACAUCAGGAGUCACACAGGUGAGAAGCCCUUUCAGUGCAUCGUGUGUGGCCGAGCUUUUGCCCAGAAGUCCAACGUGAAGAAGCACAUGCAGACCCAUAAAGUGUGGCCUCCAGGGCUGGGCUGCACCAUCUCCCGCAACUCCAUCACUGUGCAGGUCAUGGCCCUGAACCCCAACCAGCCUGAGGAUGAGGAGAACACAGGAUUGUCCCAGCCCUCCAGGAACGUGGUGCCCCCACCCCAGGACCUGAGCCCCUUGGAGGAGAGCGAGGCAGGCAAGCUGGAGGCCAAGCAGGUUGUCCUGAUUGACAGCUCUUACCAGUGCCAGUUCUGCCCCAGCAAGUUCAACACCUACUUCCAGCUCAAAUCACACAUGACACAGCACAAGAAUGAGCAGGUGUACAAAUGUGUGGUGAAGACGUGUGCCCAGACCUUCCAGAAGCUGGAGUCCUUCCUUGAGCACAUCAAGAGCCACCAGGAGGAGCUGAGUUACCGCUGCCACCUCUGCAGCAAGGACUUCCCCUCGCUGUACGAGCUGGGUGUGCACCAGUACUCGCACAGCCUGCUGCCCCAGCACAGCCCCAAGAAGGACAUGGCCGUGUACAAGUGUGUGAAGUGUGUCAAUAAAUACUCCACCCCAGAAGCCCUGGAGCACCAUCUGCAGACAGCAACGCACAACUUCCCCUGCCCUCACUGCCAGAAGGUGUUCCCCUGCGAGCGGUACCUGCGCCGCCACAUCCCCACGCACGGCGGGGGCAGCAAGUUCAAGUGCCAGAUCUGCAAGAAGUUCUUCCGGCGGGAGCACUACCUCAAGCUGCACGCCCACAUCCACUCGGGUGAGAAGCCCUUCAAGUGCUCGGUGUGUGACGCAGCGUUCAAUCGCAAGGACAAGCUCAAGCGCCACAUGCUCAUCCACGAGCCCUUCAAGAAAUACAAAUGCCCCUUCUCAAGCCACACAGGCUGCAAUAAAGAAUUCAACAGGCCUGACAAGCUGAAGGCUCACAUUCUGUCCCAUUCAGGGAUGAAGAUCCACAAGUGCCAGUACUGUAACAAGUCCUUCAGCCGCCGCGCCCACAUGGUGGAGCACCAGCGCUCGCACACCGGCAACUACAAAUACCGCUGCCCCACGUGCAGCAAGGGCUUCACACGCCACAAGUACAUGAGGGACCACAAGUGCCGCCUGGGCUCGCCCAAGGACAAGGAGCUGCAGCUCAGGAAGGCCCAGAAGAAGCGGGUGGCGCGGGGGCGCAAGGCAGGGCUGGCACUGCCCGGAGCGCUGGGGCUGCCAGAGCUCAAGGACAGCGCUGCUGGGGAGAGCCCACCCGAGGGGGGCCCCAACAAAGAGCCCUUCCAGGAGUCAGACGCCGUCUUGUCCAUCGUGGUUGGCGGGUCAGGAGCUGCUGACUCGGAGCUGGUCCCUGGGCAGCCCAACAGCAUGGCCUCCAACCUGGCCCUGGCAGAGCUGCAGACGGCCUCGGACGGGCCCUGCACCAUGCUGGCUGUCCCCGUGUACAUCCAGACCUCGGAGUGACAAUGCCCAGAGCCACUGUGUGGCUAGGGGUGCUGCUGGCACUGUCUGACUUGGUGCUCAAAUUUAUCCCCGUGGAAAAGACCAAAGCUCUUCUGGGGAGGUGGAUAUGGGAGAGAAUGGCUUCCGUCUCCACUGGUUCUUCCCAUCUUUGGCCAGAGGACUGCUUGGAGGCCACUGAUGCCUACAAGGCACUGAAGAGAGUGGCUCCGUUAUUUCUUGUCCCUCUGCACCACGGGUCAGCUUAGGGCAAGAAAGACAAAGAUCCCUGAAUCAGGGCAAGAAGAAGGACCAUGCAAACUUGGAACAAACAGAGCUGCUGAAAUCAGGUGGCUUUGCAAAUCACAGCCUGUCCCAUCUGUGGUUUUUCUGGCCUAAAAGCUGUAUUGCCCAGUAUUUGGGUGGCCCUUCUGAGAGCAAACAUCCUUCCUAGUGGAAGCAAGUUCAUCCUGAGAUCCUUUGGGAACACUGUUCAGAAAUACCCUGAUAGACUUCUGUCUGGUAUCUUCUCUCUGUCUGUCUCAGUAGAAAGAUCACCGUGUCUGUACUACACGUUAUAAACACCCUGGACCUCAUGUGUGGA
Messenger RNA from Cyanistes caeruleus (blue tit), 2538 nucleotides. NCBI's taxonomy places the organism in Eukaryota, Metazoa, Chordata, Aves, Passeriformes, Paridae. The record is from RefSeq and is a predicted model, not a curated record.